AUGCCGCUGCAGCUGCCCAACGGCUUCACGGCUAUCAAAGAUGCCACCGAGGCGAAGUCCACGGUCAGUCUAAUCGGCGUGCUGGUCAGUCUUGAUCUUCCCAAAACAACGCGAAGACAGGACAUGGCCCUAAACUUCACUAUUCAAGAUGACUUCACGUCUGGUGAGGUUGGAGGUGAAUCAAGCAUCACCUGCCGAUUGUUCAGACCAACCGAAGACAAGUUUCCCAAGACCGUUGGCGAUGUCGUCAUACUCCGAAGGUGGCAGCUGCAAGAGUACCAGUUUCGCAUGGACGCCAUUGGUUCUAGGACCUGCCACAUCGUCGUCUUCCCAAGCCACAGGAUUCCCGUUCCGGGGCUGAGCGAGGCGUUUCAGGCCGGCAGUCAAAAGCUGCCUCACGAAAGGACUGGGGGCCCUCCCCCGACGAUUUCAGAGCAGAUGGCUGUCAUACAUCUAAAGCAUGCAUCCAAGGGCGCAGCACCACAAGUGAAGCAGCAUGCGGCCAUUAGUGCUUCCAAAGCCAAGACAGCAAGGAAGAAGUCUUUAAUCAAGGAUCUGCAACUUGAUACCUUCUACGAUGUUUGUGCACAGGUUGUCGACUUCUACUAUACUCAGUUAGGUGACCGAGUCGACUUGAAAGUGACCGACUAUACUCCGAAUGAACAAAUGCUCUACUACCCAGAUCCAGACUCGGAAAAAGAUUUCCCGGUCAGAGAAAGGCGCUGGAGUAGUCCAUUUGGUCACAUGGUCCUCAACAUCACCGUGUAUGGAGCAAAUGCGGCUUGGAUACAGGAAAACCUUGGCCAGGGUGACUUCGUCUUUGUAAGAAACAUGCGAGCCAAGCUGGCUACCAAUGGCAAGUUGGAGGGUGCUCUACAUGAGGACAAAAUGAACGAUUCAAAAGUCGAUAUUAUGCUCCUGAAGAGCGAGGGCGAGAUCGAAGCAAUUAACAAACGGCGGGAAGAGUACGAAAAGGAACGCGAGACCAAAACAGCUUUUCAGGCGUUGCAGAAUGAACCGAAGCAGCAUUCUGCCAAAUCUGCAAAAGAGAAAAGAGAGGCCAAGAAACUGAAGGCGCGAGCAGACAAGGAGGCCGAACUGGAAGAGCUCCAGCGAGCAGAACGAGAAUGGGAAAAAGGUCGUGGUGGCAUUAACACAAACGUCACCGCCGCUUUUCCCCACAUGAAACUAUCCACAAUUUCCGAAAUCAUACACAACCCUCACCGGACGGUGACGACAACAGAAAAGUACACCACAUUUGAACUUCCAUUCAUCAACUGCAGACAUCGAUCUCGCGUGCGGAUAGUAGAUGUUUAUCCUCCUGAAAUCAAGCUCUUCGCGCAUAGUACAAGAGACAGGAAGUGGAACAAGCAUCCCAAGCGCCAGAGCUCGAGUGGUGCCCAUGCGAACGAGAAGUGGGAAUGGGGAUUCGUUCUCCUACUCGAAGAUGCCAACGUUCCUCGCGAUACAGUGGCCGAGAAACUGCGCGUGGUCGUCAACAACGAAGCUGCGCAGUUUCUGCUAAAGAUGAACGCUGUUGAUCUCACGAAUCAGCCCAAGGUUCUCAAGAAACUCGAGGAGAAGCUCUUCAUCUUGUGGGGUAACCUGAUGGAGCUCAAGACCGAGUUGCGAGAUCGAGGAAACGAUCUGCCGCUACCGCCGGGAGACAACCGCUUACAGAACAAGCCCUUUGACGCUUGCAUUGAAGAGUAUGGCUGCGAGGUACCCCCAACAAAAGACCAGCAUGAAUUUGGCUAUCAACGCAUGUAUAGGCUCGCGCAGACGGCGAUUGUGGAAUAA
Alternaria novae-zelandiae is the source of this 1800-nucleotide messenger RNA. RefSeq lists its product as uncharacterized. The transcript is spliced from 3 exons. Bases 1 to 1800 code for a protein of 599 amino acids. Gene Ontology annotation, biological process: regulation of telomere maintenance via telomerase; telomere capping. NCBI's taxonomy places the organism in Eukaryota, Fungi, Ascomycota, Dothideomycetes, Pleosporales, Pleosporaceae. The record is from RefSeq and is a predicted model, not a curated record. Gene Ontology annotation, cellular component: chromosome, telomeric region; nuclear telomere cap complex. Gene Ontology annotation, molecular function: telomerase inhibitor activity; G-rich strand telomeric DNA binding.